Molecule: messenger RNA, 1478 nt
Organism: Drosophila rhopaloa
Lineage: Eukaryota; Metazoa; Arthropoda; Insecta; Diptera; Drosophilidae
Exons: 4
Coding region: 210-764 (184 amino acids)
Source: RefSeq, a predicted model, not a curated record
UAAAAUCGUUGCGCAGACGCGGCCAUUCAGUUGAAUUUUGGACUCGACAGACUUCGGAUCGAAGCUCCAACCGGGAUUUGCAGCUGGAUUUGGAUUUCUUUUUGGCCUGGGGAAUUGGAAACUGGACUGGACGCUGUCGCCUUGUUUCAUAAUACGUUGUUUUGCAAUUUCCCCUUCACCUCGUAAAAAGAACAUAAAGCGAAAUCGAAAUGACGCUGCAACAUGUGAGGAUUCAUCUUGUGCUGCUCCUUUUGAUCAUGAUGCAGUGCAUCGCCGGCACGCCCAUCGCUCCUGCCACGCCCGACGGCGCCACGCCCAUCGACGCACGCGUCUCGGCCGCCGAUUUUGGAGCCCAGGACGCCUUUGAUGCCGCCGACAGCUCCGCCGAAUCCACACAGGCGGAGGCCAGCGAAGCGGGGUUCAAGAUAUCCUUACUGCCAACUCCGGCAAAAACGGCGGAGUCGGUGAAUCUGGAGCAGGAGGCCAUUCCCUCAAAAGUGCUGAGCGUGUACGACAAUAGCCAGAAGAAGCUGGCCGAUCUGGCCCAGCCCGUUCCCAUUUUGGACUCGAUCAGUGAGCACGAAAAGUACGGCAACAAUGGCGACAUGUUCGACGGCAUCUCGCGAUCCAUUGUUAACGGUUACGAGGCCUUUUCCAACCUGCUCAACACCUUCAUACAGAAACCGAAAGAGUUGGCGCGCAGCGUUACGAAGGGAAUUACAGCCCAAUUGGAUAUUAUCGGUGGCAAAUUGGUGGGCCUCUAACGGUUUUGCACCACCCACUCACUACAACUUCUUUUUGAUUGUAAUUUAAAUAAAUACUUUAAUUUAUUUGUAACUUAACACGAACAUGUUGUGUAGGAAUGUAUUUCGAUAUAAAUAUAAAUAUGUAUGUAUAAAUAAAAUAAUCAUACUCAUAGUAAUAAUAAUAUUUGCUUUAACUAUCUGCUCCCCCUUCCUCCUCUUCGUCUUCUGGGUUUUGUUGCUUUACGGGCAGUUGCGGUUUCUGCUAUAUCGAAUACUACAAAGUUCCAUAAAAUAACAUAAGUAGAAUUGUAUAAUUAUGUAUAAAUAUAUAGUUGAUAUAUUGAUUUAGUUAAAGGGUUACGAGCAUAAUUGGGCUCAAAAGCCCGGUAAACACUUUUUUUUUGGGUAUUACUGGCACAGUGAUUUGUUAACUUCUUGCCUGAUAAGUAUUGUACGCACUGUACCCAGUUUAAUGUGUGUUUCGGGGUCUUGGGCCAUAUACUAUACUACUAGAGAGCACAUCACAAUAUGGAUACACCGCUAACUAAACAUCUCUGUAUAUCUGUGAUUGUUUCAUUGGGUACAUUAUGCCCUGUUCACACUGUCUUUAAUGUAAACACGACAUUUUAGCGCCCUUAAAUUUUGUUCGAUAUGUCUUCGCCUACAGAUUACAACAAAAAAACAAAAAAAUACACUUUCAAUUAAAUUAAUUUUUGGCACAUUUCGCAGAAU